Podarcis lilfordi (Lilford's wall lizard) is the source of this 318-nucleotide messenger RNA. Lineage: Eukaryota; Metazoa; Chordata; Lepidosauria; Squamata; Lacertidae. The record is from the annotation of a GenBank genome assembly.
AUGGCUGUUAUUGGAGCUCACAUAACCAUCUCUUAUGAAAACUUGUUUGUUUAUCUAGGGCCCUGCAAGUCCCCUUUACAAAAGUCAGACUUAACUAUUCAUUUGUGUGCUGAAGCUGUUCUUCUCCAGCACUUCUUGGCAUCCUUUCUAGAACUGAGUGUGGUCUGCUCUGGCCAUGCUCUUGGAAUUAGCUGUCCCAGACGAUUUGCUCACAUGAGGUUCGGCUCUCUUUAUUUUACAGUGAUACCAUUGUUUGACUUUUUAUUUAUUUAUAGAAUCAAGCCUCUGUUUUCAUAUUUUCUGUUAUGUAUGCGAUGA